AUGCGCAGACCGGCGGCCCUGCAUGCAUCACAGCUUGGGAACAAACGGUCUCUGCACCUGGCGCCCCCCUUUCUUUUGGACGACUACACACCCCGAUACAUGACACUUAGCUCGGUGGACGCCGCCAAGAAGCGCUCGAAAGCUUAUGCGCACCUUCGCAACUGCAACCUGUGUCCCCGUUUAUGCGGCGUCAACCGCUACGAGACGACGGGCAUGUGUCUCAUCGGCCACAACGUCAAGGUGAACACCAUUGCGCCGCACUUUGGCGAGGAGCCUUGCAUCCAGGGCCACAACGGCAGCGGCUCUGUCUUCUUCAGUAUGUGUAACCUACGCUGUGUCUUUUGCCAGAACCAUGACAUUGCGCACCAGCGCAAUGGCCAGGAUCUGACCCCGGAGGAACUCGGGGAUUGGUACCUCAAGCUGCAGGAGGUGGGCAACGUCCACAAUAUCAACCUCAUCACCCCUGAACAUGUGGUUCCUCAGGUUGCUUUAAGCAUCCUCCAUGCGCGGGACAACGGGCUAACUCUGCCCAUCGUCUACAAUACGUCUGCUUACGACUCUUUGGCGUCUCUUGAACUGCUGGACGGCUUAGUGGAUAUCUACCUCCCGGACUUCAAGCUGUGGUUUCCUGUCAGUUCGCGGCGUCUCUUGAAAGCAGAGGAUUAUGCAGCUACGGCGAGGGAGAGCAUCAAAGCCAUGCAUGCUCAGGUUGGGGAUCUGUGCUUCACCGCGGAUGGCAUCGCCAAGAGAGGGUUGCUUGUGCGCCACCUCGUCAUGCCAGGCUUUGAGGCGGAGAGCGCCGAGAUCAUGAACUUCCUCGCAAACGAGGUCUCCAAGGACUGCUUCGUCAAUAUAAUGGAGCAGUACCACCCUGACGCCUACGUAGGCAAGCCUAAGAGCCGGUCAAAACGAUCUGCCGCCGACAAAGACGACAGUGCUAGUGAGAGACGGUACGCGGAUAUCAACCGUGCUGUGACCAAGGACGAGAUCUCCAGCGUACGGAAGGCGGCCGAGGCAGCAGGCCUUUGGAGGUUCUGCGACCCCCCAAGACACGACGGCUUCAGCCUCUAA
Molecule: messenger RNA, 1071 nt
Organism: Chaetomium strumarium
Lineage: Eukaryota; Fungi; Ascomycota; Sordariomycetes; Sordariales; Chaetomiaceae
Exons: 3
Coding region: 1-1071 (356 amino acids)
Molecular function (GO): iron-sulfur cluster binding; catalytic activity
Source: RefSeq, a predicted model, not a curated record